Molecule: messenger RNA, 765 nt
Organism: Ilex paraguariensis (yerba mate)
Lineage: Eukaryota; Viridiplantae; Streptophyta; Magnoliopsida; Aquifoliales; Aquifoliaceae
Source: the annotation of a GenBank genome assembly
AUGGGAGGUGGAGAUGAGGGUAGUGGAGGGUCUUUCGCCGGCCCUCCGCCGAUAGAACCUCUGACCUAUGUUUUUGUUGUUGUAGACUGCGAGUGGAUUUUGGUAUCGGACCUUAAGAGUUGGACUAAAGCAUUUUUUNAGUCUUUCGCCGGCACUCCGCCGAUUGAACCUCUGACCUAUGUUUUUGUUGUUGUAGACUGCGAGUGGAUUUUGGUAUCGGACCUUAAGAGUUGGACUAAAGCAUUUUUUGGGACCUCUCCUCAUUCGAGUCAUGACUAUGUCAACCCAGUUCAAACUUCAAACCCAUCGAUUAAAAUGGUUAUUUUCCUCCUGAAGAUCAUUUUCAUGGCCUUGAGCACCUUAUCAAUCAUCGUUCUUCGGCUAAUCUUCACUGUUACGGCCUAUCUUCUCGUGUUCGUGAUCCAAGCAUUCAAAGUCCCCGGAGAAACCAUUCAAAGCGCGUUAGAGAAGGUCGCGGAUGUCGUCAAUGCGUGUUUCGAGUAUUUGAUGGAGAUUGUAAUGGAAGUUAUCAGUUCUCUCAUCUCUACUUCCUUUGAUCUUCUCAAAGAAACCAUUAUAGGAUCUCUAAGUGCAACUGGGUCGGCCAUGGGAGGACUUGUGGACAAGACCAGAACUUCAGUUGAAGGGUUGUUGGAAGAUUUUCCGGAGGUUUUGGAGGGUUUAUCAGACAUGAUUACCACCAUGCUGGCCGAUCUUUGGAACAACUAUAAGGAUGCUUUAGGAUACAUCUCCCAGAAUGCUUAA